Molecule: messenger RNA, 640 nt
Organism: Myzus persicae (green peach aphid)
Lineage: Eukaryota; Metazoa; Arthropoda; Insecta; Hemiptera; Aphididae
Exons: 2
Coding region: 211-633 (140 amino acids)
Source: RefSeq, a predicted model, not a curated record
UAAACAUUUGAUUAUUUUUUAAACUACGUGACAAGUGAUAUAAUGAUUGGACAUUUUUUUUCUUACAUUUGUUUAGAAAAUGAAAAAGAGAUAAAUAUGUUGUUUAUAUUAAAGGAAGUUACUGUGCGAUGAAUAUAUACCUAUAUAUACGUAUACAAUUGCAUAAAUAUUUUUCAUUUAUGGGCUAGACCACAAAUAGUAACACUCAACAUGAAUUCAAUACCACUUUUGUUUUUAAAUUGUGUUGUAGCGGUACUGUCAUUUAACCAGUUUGCUAUUGAUACCGAACAGUGGAAAUCAAUCAAUCUCGGAGGAGAACAAUCAUAUAAUCAAAUCUAUGAACAAUACUUAAAUUACUAUAAUUAUUUAUAUCAGCAAAAUUAUACUUUAAAUAACCAAAACAAUAAUGUGAACACCAAUCUAAUUCCAACAAAUAUUACAAAUACCAUUCCAAUAAAAGUAUUCAAAAUGGAAAAUAGAUCAACAGUUAAUGACAAACAGCCAACUUUAACACCAACAUUCCCAAGAAAAAACAAGAUAUUGUUACUUCAUAAGCCUAAUAUAGAGCCAAAGAAACCAUUCAAAUCAAAAAUAAGAUCUCUUUUAUAUAGAUCUCAAAAUAAAAAUAAAUGAUACAUAA